Messenger RNA from Suillus subaureus, 1548 nucleotides. RefSeq lists its product as uncharacterized. The record is from RefSeq and is a predicted model, not a curated record. The transcript is spliced from 14 exons. NCBI's taxonomy places the organism in Eukaryota, Fungi, Basidiomycota, Agaricomycetes, Boletales, Suillaceae. The coding region runs from base 1 to 1548 and encodes 515 amino acids.
AUGCUUCUGUCCAUGCUGCAGUUUGCUGAGUUAAGCUUUGGGAAGCAGAUGGUUGUGUGGUUGUUGACCAAGCUCAUGAUAUUGCAAGUGAAGUGGCUUGCCUUGGUCGUCUUGCCAUUCUUGCUCUCUGCAGCAGCCGAGGAUAAAGAUCCUUGCAUAGAGGCCCACCUGUUCUUCUCAAAGACCGCUGGUUAUGGUUGCCCCGGUCCCAGCUCCCAAGGACAUUUCCAUCCCCCAAUCAACCCUCUCCCUGUCGCCAGUCAUCAGAUGACCAACAAGGGAAAACAACCCGCCCACAGGACUUGCAGGUCCAGAGAGGACAGCCCAGAUGCCGACAAAGGCCACAAGAGACGCAGAGUGUCCAAGGCAAUGUCAAAAGCCUUGCUCACCGACACUGAGGACCAGGACCAGGACCAGCUUCCUGGACCUGUCAUUGUACUGCCAAAGCGGUCAAAGACCAUUGAACCUGCACCAGUUGCUCCACCAAAAUCAAAGGGAUCAACUCAAGGGGUCAAGAAGCAGUCCAAGGUCACCAUCGGCCCCAUGCCUGACAAAGGCAAAGGGAAGGCAAAGGCAGCCAAGAUCGCUGACAUUGCUGAGAGGCCAAUGUUUAUGACCCACCCUGCAAGAGCCUAUCAAGGCCUGCUCCAAGUGCCACAAGAUGAAGGUGCAGUGCAACUAACCAGCAUUAGCCACAUCAGCCCAGCAGCCCACCCACACUCCCCUGAAAUCCAAGGCCACAUUGGCCUCCAAGCCCAGGGCAUGCUCAAGGAAUGCCAGACAACUCCCAUCUUGGAGUCUGAGGAGGAAGCAGUGAAGGACACAGAUGCCUCAGUUCCCACUGCUGAAGCAGCUGACAUCAAGGCUGAUGUUGAUGCCAGGAAGCCUGCUGACAUUGAUGCCGAGAUGCAGGAUGUGGUCACUGGCAAUCAGCCUGACCCCAUCGCUUUGGCAGAUGACUUCCCUGCUGACCAUUGGCUGGAACCCACCUCUGACGACAUGCCCUUGGGCAUCCCCUCCCCCACUCCUGCUGCUGACCACAUUUCCCUCCCCUUGGCAUCUUUGCUGCCGACCAUCAGCAAUGUUCAUGAAUGUGUCCUUGCCCUUGCUGCACAGGAUGCUCUUGCCAGGGUUGAUGCUAUGGAGAGAGAUUUCAAGACCUGCAUGUUGCCAAUGCGUGCGGAGUUCUCUCAGAUGCAGCAAGAUGUCGGCCACACUGUCACAGUUGUUGAUGGCCUGGUUGGCUUGGUUGAGAAGCUUCGCCAGGCACACUGCCAGCAAUCCAUCCUUCCCAGCACUGACCAUCAGCAACCUUGGUCCUACUGUGGCCACCAUGCAGGUGCAAGCCUUGGGCAUGGAGUUUUUGAAUGGAGUGUAUGGUCCUUUGCUUCUCACCCUUUUGGUUGUCUUGACGUCCAAGGCACCACCUUCAUGUCCAGCCAAGCUGCCUCAGUCUCAGCACUUGCCAGUCCUUCAUUGGCUCCUCCUCAGGUUGGACCAUGUUCUGCCUUGUCAUUGCCUCCAUCUGCUGCACAGUCUGUCCCUUAA